Molecule: messenger RNA, 3037 nt
Organism: Scomber japonicus (chub mackerel)
Lineage: Eukaryota; Metazoa; Chordata; Actinopteri; Scombriformes; Scombridae
Gene: ppip5k1a
Product: diphosphoinositol pentakisphosphate kinase 1a
Biological process (GO): inositol phosphate biosynthetic process; inositol metabolic process
Cellular component (GO): cytosol
Molecular function (GO): diphosphoinositol pentakisphosphate kinase activity; 5-diphosphoinositol pentakisphosphate 1-kinase activity; inositol hexakisphosphate kinase activity
Source: RefSeq, a predicted model, not a curated record
GAAAAACACAGGAUUAGUUUCAGUGUCAGAGGAGCGAAAAGGAAGCAGACUGAUGGCAUCGACACAAACCCUGCAGCCUCACUGACUGUCGGUCUUAUACACAAAUGGAGGAGAGGACGGUCACCAGAUAAUCGGAGCUGCAGCCUCCAAGAUACUAAAGAAACCAAAGCCAGUAAUCAGAGACGGGAGUUAACUGAAUGAAGGAUGAGAAACUUGUUAUAGACGACUGAGCGACACUGACGUCUCUCACCUUUUUUACGUUUCCUCUCCACUCGUCCAUUCUCCUCCUCUUCCUCUCCCCUCGCUCCUUCUUCAUCCAUCGGCUCUGCUGUCGAGCCCCCAGGCAGAGUGGACGUGUCCCUCUCCCCAGGCCUCGUGCCCUUCCAUCGGCGGCCCGCUCCGUCCGGCGGUGUGUUGGUGUACGAUGGCGCGGCGGGACGCUGAGGACUGCCGCGGGGGACUGUGAUGUCAGAGCCCAACAGCCCGGGCGAGAGCCGGCGUGGCGCUCCCAGAUUCUUCGUGGGCUGCGAGGACGAUGAGAGCGAGGUCCUGGAGGAUAGCAUGAGGACAGACAUGGAGCUGUAUGAGGACGACGAAGACACAGACUCGCCCGCGGAGCAACAGAUCCUGGUGGGGAUCUGCUGCAUGAUGAAGAAGUCCAAGUCCAAGCCGAUGACCCAGAUCCUGGAAAGGCUGUGCAGGUUCGAGUACAUCACCGUGGUCAUCUUCCCCGAGGACGUCAUCCUCAACGAGCCCGUGGACAAAUGGCCUCUGUGCGACUGCCUCAUCUCCUUCCACUCCAAGGGAUUCCCGCUGGAUAAGGCAGUGAGCUACGCCAAGCUGAGAAACCCUCUGCACAUCAAUGACCUGGACAUGCAGUACUACAUACAGGACAGGAGAGAGGUGUACCGCAUCCUGCAGGAGGAAGGGAUCGAUCUACCGCGCUAUGCUGUGCUGAACCGUGACCCAGAUAAACCAGAUGAGUGCAACCUGGUGGAAGGAGAGGACCACGUGGAGGUGAACGGAGAAAUAUUCCAGAAGCCUUUUGUUGAGAAACCCGUCUGUGCCGAGGACCACAACGUCUACAUCUACUACCCCACCUCUGCUGGAGGGGGCAGCCAGCGCCUCUUCAGAAAGAUUGGGAGUCGGAGCAGUGUGUACUCACCAGAGAGCAACGUGAGGAAGACCGGCUCGUACAUCUACGAAGAGUUCAUGCCAACGGACGGCACCGAUGUGAAGGUGUACACGGUAGGGCCGGACUACGCUCACGCCGAGGCCCGAAAAUCUCCCGCUUUGGACGGGAAGGUGGAGCGAGACAGCGAAGGCAAAGAGGUCCGUUACCCGGUCAUGCUCUCCGCCAUGGAGAAACUGGUAGCCCGUAAAGUCUGCUUAGCAUUCAAGCAAACGGUGUGCGGCUUCGACCUUCUCCGAGCCAACGGACACUCGUAUGUGUGCGACGUCAACGGUUUUAGUUUUGUGAAGAACUCGAUGAAGUACUACGACGACUGUGCCAAGAUCCUCGGGAACAUCGUGAUGCGUGAGCUGGCUCCUCAGUUUCAGAUCCCCUGGUAUCCCACUGAGGCUGAAGAUAUUCCCAUUGUUCCCACCACAUCAGGGACCAUGAUGGAGCUACGCUGCGUCAUCGCCGUCAUCCGACACGGAGACAGAACACCCAAACAGAAGAUGAAGAUGGAAGUUCGCAACCCAUUGUUCUUUGAUCUAUUUGAAAAAUAUGGAGGGUACAAAACUGGGAAAUUAAAGCUGAAGAAGCCAAAACAACUGCAGCAUGAUGGCUUCGAAGGCUGCUCCAUGGUGCCGUCCAUCUAUCCUCUGGAGACGCUGCACAACUCGCUGUCCCUCAAACAGGUCAACGAGUUCCUCACCGCCGUGUGCGAGAGCGCCGGGGAUCCGCACACCAGGACGACCAGAGCUCUGUCGGCCAUGUUUGACACUCACAACCAGCCUUCGGUGGACUCGUACAUCCCUCAGAGAGUCCUCUCCUCCUCCAUCUCUCUCAGCAGAUCUCGCUCUGACAGACCUCCUUGGUACAGCAGCGGUCCUUCCAGCACCGUCUCCAGCGCCGGCCCGUCUUCUCCCACCACGGCCGACACUUCGCCUCGCUUCAGCUUCAGCGACAAGAUCUCCCUCACGCCUCAGAGCAGCGAGGAAACCCACUCCUCUCAAAACAUUUCCGCUCAGCUGACGACGACGGGGGCGGCGGGUUCGCAAUCCCUCGACUCCGGUUCGAACCCCUCCGAGCUUCCUCUGACGCCAAAUAACUCACCGGAGGACGAGGAGGUGGAGCACCAAGCGGAGAAUCAAGACGAGGGGGAGCUGGAGGAGGCGGCGGCGGUGGCGGCGGGUGCGGCGGGUGCGGAUCCCUCAGGCGACGAUAUCCUCGACCCCGGCUUGAGACCCCCGUGCUCCGCCUUAGGUGAGCUCAGCCUGAGUCGGAUGGAGGGUUACUGCCUCCCCGGGUCACUUCCUGUCCUGCUGGAGCUCAGGGAGAGCAGCAGCGAGGCGGGCUCCAGCUCCCAGACGCCUCAAUCCCCCGAGGGGCCCGACGAGUUCUUCGACACGCAGGAGUCGAUGGAGCUGUGGAUGGACAGUCCGGAGACGCCGCCGCAGGAGACGACGCCGGACAUCGGAGCGACUCAUCAUCAUCAUCAUCAUCAAACCGCCGAGCCGUAAAACGACGUCGGAGACAGACGAGGAGGGAGGAAAUGAAACUGAAAGCGACUCUCUCUGCUUCAUGACUGCACGUAGAGUAAUUAUGAAAAGGGCAGCUCGGCUCUGUGUGGGAGAAUCAUACGACGAUGCCAACAUACGUACAUACAUACUGUUAAAUGCCUUUUCUUUUCUUUUUUUCUUUUUUUUUCUUCUUUUUUUUUUCUCUCGUUGUCGUGACACACCGGUGAAUCCUCUGAGCCUCCUCUGACAGUCCACUGGGUUCAGCUCAUCGUUGUAAGGUGAAGCUUUUUAUUAUAUCGUCGAGUUUAAAAAAUUUAGAUUUAAAUUAAAAUAUAAAAAAAAAAAA